AUGGCCUUACGCUCGCAACUCCUGCGCAUCGUAAGCAAUGGACAACAAGUGCGUUACAUCCACGAGUUGAAAUCAAUGGAGCGGGCUGGAGUGGAGAAAUUACGUGACGUUCUGGAAGAUCGGCUGAAGGAAAUUAAACGCGCCAAGACGUGGAAACAUGAACGUGUCAUCACCUCACCUCAAGACAGAACGGUGACAGUAAAGGGGGCAGAGGGCGAAUUCCUUAAUUUUUGCGCCAAUAACUAUUUAGGAUUAUCUAAUCAUCCCGAAGUAGUCGAAGCUGCUCGAGAUGGCUUGGCUAAGUAUGGGGCUGGUUUAAGCUCGGUACGAUUUAUCUGUGGAACCCAAACUUUACAUAAGGAACUUGAAGAUCGCUUAACCAACUUUCACCAACGCGAAGACACAAUCUUAUAUGGGUCAUGUUUCGAUGCAAAUGCUGGACUCUUCGAGGCGAUGUUAACACCAGAAGAUGCGGUUUUUUCUGAUGCCCUGAAUCAUGCGUCCAUCAUCGAUGGAAUCCGAUUGUGCAAGGCGCAGAAAUUCCGCUAUCCUCAUAGAGAUUUAAACGAACUAGAGCAUCUUCUAGCACACUCGGAAGCUCGUUUGAAAUUAAUAGUGACCGAUGGUGUGUUCUCCAUGGAUGGAAAUGUAGCACCAGUCAAGGGUUUGAGAGCACUGGCCGAUAGAUACAGAGCUCUACUGGCAAUUGAUGACAGCCAUGCCACUGGUUUCUUUGGGGAAACAGGAAGGGGCACUGAAGAAUUCUGUGGAAUUAUGGGUGCAGCUGACAUAAUAUGCUCAACUCUGGGCAAGGCAGUCAGCGGUGCCGCCGGUGGGUACACAACGGGUCCUAAAGAACUCAUCACUUUGUUAAGGAAUGUAUCUAGGCCAUAUUUGUUCUCGAACGCUCCACCUCCACCGGUCGUGGCUGCAUCAAUGAAGGCUCUAGAACUAGUGGAACGCAGUAACGAACUCCGUGAGCGCUUGCAUCAAAACACGAAGGCGUUCCGUGAGGGUAUGAAAGCUGCUGGGUUGACUGUUGCGGGCGACGACCACGCCAUCUGUCCAGUCAUGGUCGGGGAUGCCCCGAAAGCUGUGGAACUUGCUUCUGGCAUGUUACUUAAAGGUAUUUACGUGGUAGCCUUCAGUUACCCCGUAGUGCCGAAGGACCAAGCGCGAGUCCGCGUACAAAUAAGCGCUGCGCACACACAGGAAGAUAUCAAGAAAGCAGUUGACGCAUUCGCAGAGGUCGCUACAAACAUCGGACUAAUCAAGAAAUAA
Leptosia nina is the source of this 1281-nucleotide messenger RNA. Lineage: Eukaryota; Metazoa; Arthropoda; Insecta; Lepidoptera; Pieridae. The record is from the annotation of a GenBank genome assembly.